Messenger RNA from Acanthisitta chloris (rifleman), 2314 nucleotides. Its product is annotated as protocadherin beta-1-like. NCBI's taxonomy places the organism in Eukaryota, Metazoa, Chordata, Aves, Passeriformes, Acanthisittidae. Gene Ontology annotation, biological process: homophilic cell-cell adhesion. The record is from RefSeq and is a predicted model, not a curated record. Gene Ontology annotation, molecular function: calcium ion binding. Gene Ontology annotation, cellular component: plasma membrane.
AUGGCGCUGUUGGCCAGCGCUGGGCGCGUAUUGCUGAGCAGGGCGAGACCAGUGAGCGCCAGUCAGAUGCUCCAUGGCUCACACGGGCUGAGCCCUACCCAAAUGCCCCUCUUGCACUGGAAUACGCCCUGGUUUAAAGCUUUUCCAAGGAAUGUGCUGCGAAUCGCCGCACCGAGACGCAACUGGAAACGUCAAGAGCACGAGGCAAAAGAGGGAAUACUUGAAGCUGAAAAUCACCAUUUUCCUUCUGAAAUGAGUGCAGUAACAAUUACUGACUGGGUUACUGCAGUCAAGUCUCUAAGAGGAGAGCUGGGCUCGGAGGCGGCUGUGCAUUCGCCGUUGGGUCCGCAGAAGCAGACGAGGUGUAAAUCGACCUUCAGAACCAGCGAUGACUGCCUGACCCUGAGGUUUUUAUGGAGAAGAGAAGGAAAAUCUCACAAUACAUCCUCUGGAAGUGGAUCUUCCGAUGUCUACACACCAGAGAGGCAAAACAAAACUGUGUAUGAAGAGUUCGCCACUGCCAGCUGGAAAGGGAUACCCAGGGCAGCGGAGAGAGCAUUUACACCGCACCUUUUGGCUUCGCUUUGGUACACAGAGUGGAGAUUCCAGCAGCAACCCCCGAAACAGCAGCGCUGCCCCCACAGAGAGGGAAUAUUCUCCCUUCCGACGCUGGGUGGGGAUGUUGGCCAAGGAGCGGCGCGAUCCUCCAUCCGCCCCGGGUUUGUAGGCACAGCGAGACAAAAAAACCGUGGGAGCUGCUCGAGAAGGGCGGUGAGGCACGGACUAGGGCUGCUCGGGGUCUUCCAGACACCCUUACCCCUGGAUUCCUGGCAAAAGCCGCUCUGCUUUGGACGCUGCUUAAAAAUGCUGGGAGCCGCGGAGGAAGAUGGAUGGCUUUUCUGGAGAGUGAAGGCGUGUGGGAGACAGAUCGGAGACAGCAAGAGGCAAGUGAUCUUGUUUAUUCUAUGCGUUUGCGUGUGUCAGAGCGGGGCUGAAACCCUCCGCUACUCUCUGUCGGAGGAAAUGGAGAGGGACUCCUUUGUCGCCAACAUUGCAAAGGACUUGGGGGUUCCUCUGAGCCAGCUUGCUGCUCGCAAGGCCCGGGUUGUGUCCGAGGGGAACGAGCAGUUUUUCCGUCUCAAUCAAAACACCGGAGUCCUGACAGCAAAGGAGUCGCUGGAUCGAGAGGAGAUCUGUCCGCAGAGCGAAACCUGCACUCUCGUCUUUAAGAUAUUCUUUGAAAAUCCGUUGCAGCUGAUCCGAGGGGAGGUGGAGAUUCGUGACAUAAACGACAACUCCCCUGUGUUCCCGGAGAAGGAGAUGGUUUUAAAAAUUCUCGAAACAACACCUCCUGGGUCCCGUUUCCCCCUGGAAAGCGCCCAGGACAAGGACGUGGGCAGUAACGGUUUGCAGAACUACAGCCUCGAGUCCAAUCCUCAUUUCUCCCUCGCUAUCGGAACGGGGAAAGACGGAGGAAAAUACGCGGAGCUUGUUCUACAGAGUCAGCUGGAUCGGGAAGAGCAGGGGGAGCUGAAUUUAUUUCUCCCAUCACACACCGCCACAGACGGGGGCUCGCCACCAAGAUCGGGCACGGCUCAGGUCCGGAUCGUGGUGAUGGAUGUCAAUGACAAUAUCCCGAGCUUCGAGCGGGAGGUCUACGAGGCGCGUCUGGCUGAGAACAGCCCCCCGGAGCAGCUGGUGGUCAGAGUCACGGCCGCGGACCCUGACGAAGGGCCCAAUGGGGAAGUGCGCUACACCUUCACCCAGACAUCGGAGCGAUCCCGGCAGCUCUUCCAGCUGAACCCGACCACCGGCGAGAUACGGGUCGCGGGCAACCUGGAUUUCGAGGAAGCGAAAAACCACAAGAUGGUGGUGAAAGCCACCGACGGCGGGGGACUGUCUGCGCACUGCAAAGUGCAGGUGGAGGUCCUGGACGUGAAUGACAACGCCCCGGAGACAGCGCUCACCUCCCUCACAGCCUCCAUUCCCGAGGACGCCCCGCCACGCACUGUGGUGGCUCUGUUCAGUGUGCGGGACCGGGACUCCGGCGACAACGGCAGGACAGAGUGCUCGAUGGACGAGGACUUGCCCUUCAGUCUCACCCCCACAUUUGAUAAUUACUACGAGCUGAGAACAAACGCGGCGCUGGACAGGGAGAGGACAGCGGAGUAUAACAUCACUAUCACAGCCGUGGACUGGGGCGCCAAGCGGCUGAGCUCCCAGGAAAGCAUCUUCGUCCAGAUCUCGGAUGUGAACGACAAUCCCCCAGAGUUCACUCAGGAGGUUUACACGAUGUCGGUCACGGAAAACAGCA